Molecule: messenger RNA, 918 nt
Organism: Perognathus longimembris pacificus (Pacific pocket mouse)
Lineage: Eukaryota; Metazoa; Chordata; Mammalia; Rodentia; Heteromyidae
Product: taste receptor type 2 member 140-like
Exons: 1
Coding region: 1-918 (305 amino acids)
Biological process (GO): G protein-coupled receptor signaling pathway; detection of chemical stimulus involved in sensory perception of bitter taste; sensory perception of taste
Cellular component (GO): membrane
Molecular function (GO): G protein-coupled receptor activity; bitter taste receptor activity
Source: RefSeq, a predicted model, not a curated record
AUGAGUGGUGUCCUUCAGAUCAUGUUUAUGCUUGCUUUAAGUGUGGAACUCCUCAUAGGAUUGUUAGGAAAUGGAUUCAUGGUGCUGGUGACCUCCAUGGACUGGAGGAAGAGUAGGAAGAUCUCUCCAGUGGAUCAAAUCCUCCUGGCUUUAGCAAUCUCCAGAUUUGCUCUGCUGUUUUCUCUCCUCCUGAAUAUCCUGAUGUCCACGCUGUGCCCGGCUUUGAUGGUGACUACAACAAUGCUAAGAAUAAAUAGCACCACCUGGACCGUGACUAACCAUUUCAGCAACUGGCUUGCCACCAGCCUCGGCAUCUUUUAUUUUCUCAAGAUAGCCAACUUUUCCAACUCUGUUUUCCUUUAUCUAAAGUGGAGAGUUAGAAAGGUGGUGUCAGGGGCAGUGCUGGUGUCUCUGACCCUCUUGUUUUUAAACAUUAUAGUUAUAAAAACACAGGCUGGUGAUAUCUGGACUGAUGAGUAUCCGAGCAAUGCCACCUAUGGCCUUAGUUCAAAUAAGUCUGUUCAAUUUCCCAUACUUGUGUUAUAUAACAACACAGUGUUCACACUUAUACCCUUUACCGUGUCCCUGGUGACAUUUCUCCUGCUGAUCUUCUCUCUGUGGAAACAUCAUCAAGCAAUGCAGCACCGUGGCCGUGUACCCAGGGACGCCAGCACCCUGGCCCAUAUCCAAGCCUUGUACAUGGUGGUCGCCUUCCUCCUCCUGUAUGCCGUUUUCUUCCUGUCUCUUCUUUUGCAUUUCUGGAACUUCAAGUUCUUGCACGAGAACGCGAUCGUUUUGCUUUUGGAAGUCAUCGCAACAGCCUUUCCCUCGGGCCACUCGAUCGUCCUGAUUCUGGCAACCCGAAAACUGCGGGGCACCUUUCUUCCCAUGCUUUGUACCCCAUGCUGGGGUACAUAA